AUCAUGAGCAAUCACGUCGCUCGCUUAAUACAUCCAUGGUCGCUCCCUGCAUACUGGGAUCACUCUAUUCCUACUCUUUGAUACAAACACGAAUUCAACAAUUGACUUAGCUAACACAAGUAUGGUAGCUGUUUGAAAAAGAGAAGGAUGGCACAGAAAGACACCCUGCUAAAUCUCUUCGCCGGGGGAUGUAGUGGUACGGUGGGAGCCAUAGUGACCUGCCCCCUGGAGGUAUUGAAGACACGGUUGCAGUCUUCUGGUCUCGCCCUCCGACCCAUCUACCAGGUCCAGCUGGGCACCCUAAACGGCACAGGGGUUAUCCGACCAGGGACUGUUACACCGGGGCUGCUGCAGGUCCUACGAUCAAUUCUAGAAAAAGAGGGUCCAAGAUCACUUUUCCGUGGUCUAGGGCCGAACCUUGUUGGUGUGGCCCCCUCAAGAGCCAUUUACUUUGCUGCAUACUCAAAAUCUAAAGAGCUGUUCAAUGGGCUGUUUGUCCCUAACAGUGGAGUAGUGCACAUGUCCUCUGCUGGUGCUGCAGCUUUUGUUACUAACUCUCUGAUGAACCCCAUCUGGAUGGUCAAGACCAGGAUGCAGCUGGAGAAAAAAGCCAAAGGAGAGAAGAAGAUGAAUGCACUGCAGUGUGCCCGCUAUGUUUACAAAUCGGAAGGGAUUCGGGGCUUCUACCGAGGCCUAACUGCAUCUUAUGCCGGCAUCUCAGAGACCAUGAUCUGCUUCGUCAUCUAUGAGACGUUGAAGAAACACCUCGCCAAGAGCCAAUUCACCUCCCGGAACGGUGAAAAGGAGAAAGGAGCGUCAGACUUCCUGGGUCUGAUGAUGGCAGCUGCUUUUUCAAAGGGUUGUGCGUCCUGCAUUGCUUAUCCACACGAGGUCAUUCGGACAAGGCUGCGUGAGGAAGGCAGCAAGUACAAGUAUUUCUUCCAGACGGGGAGGUUAAUAGCGGUGGAGGAAGGCUAUGCAGCUUUUUAUAGAGGACUCAUUCCACAGCUAAUUAGACAAAUCCCUAACACAGCCAUCGUCCUCUCCACGUAUGAACUCAUUAUCCAUCUGCUGGGAGAGUCCAAGUGAAGAAAAUGCUCAGAAGUUCCUGACAAAACAAUGGAUGCCUAACCGAGCCCAAGAAUACACGCUGAGAAAGAGACUUUUGAGAAUGCAGCACAUAUGUUGUUUUAAUGUGGUGCUACAGAGACUUUUAUGGUGGAACUAAAGCAGGUUGUACUGUUAUCCAAAGAGCUAAAAACAUUAUUUUAUUGAAAGCUUGUUGGUUGGAGUUUUUUUUUUUUUUUUUUUAAAUAACCAAAGUCAUGGUACUUAUUAAAACUCCAAACCUGUGAUAAAGGUCAUCUACUUAGAGUACUAGUGUUAAGUUAACUAACUUAUUUUAUUUUUUGUUAUUUUAUGACCGUGUUUGUUUCCUUAUUUUAGUGGUAAAUGUACCAACACACAUGACUGCGAGGGUUGACCGUUUUAGUUAAUGAAGGGAAGCAAUGUAAUGACCUAACAGAUCAUUUUUGAGAUUUCUGCUUCAAAAAUACAUGUUCAUAUAUAUAUACAUACAUACAUACAUACAUACAUACAUACAUACAUACAUACAUACAUACAUGUAAUACAGGCUUAUCUGUAUGUUUUCUUUGUGGGGAAAAAGAUAGUCACCUUUUACAAUACAAUGAGAACUUGAAUGCUUAUUUGACCAAUGGCUCAAUAAAAUGCAUCAAGAAACUGCAUCAGUUGCUGGUUGACCUGAAUACUGAAGGAAUGGUGUUAAUACAAACCUCUAUCUUCACUGUGAUGAAAGCACAAGGGUUAGGGUUAUGUGAGGGACUAAUCGGCUGGUUCAGUUAUUAAAUCAUUUUAUCCCGAAUUCAGCUGAAUUUAUCAGGAAGUUCUUACCUGCUGAUGAUAAGAUUUGGCUGAAAAAAAAAACAUUUGAAAAGAAAAAAAAUUUCCUCAGUAAGAGCUCUCUUUAAGGAAUUUAAGUUUAUCCUACUUUUGAGACCAUUCUAAAUUUCUAAUAUAAAGUAAAGGCUCUCCUGUGCUUUCUAUUUAACAAAACAUAAGGUAGUUUGUUUUGCUGUGAACAUCAAGAUGUUUUCUAAUCAUUAUCAUCAUUGUCCUGUAAGGAUGUAUUAGUUUUUUUCAGUAAUGUCUGCUACCCAUACAGUCACAUAUCAUGCCUAUAAAAAGUAUUCACCCGCUUGAA
This is a messenger RNA of Perca fluviatilis (European perch), 2221 nucleotides long. RefSeq names its product solute carrier family 25 member 33 (gene slc25a33). Gene Ontology annotation, cellular component: mitochondrion. Lineage: Eukaryota; Metazoa; Chordata; Actinopteri; Perciformes; Percidae. The transcript is spliced from 7 exons. Gene Ontology annotation, molecular function: pyrimidine nucleotide transmembrane transporter activity. The coding region runs from base 148 to 1089 and encodes 313 amino acids. The record is from RefSeq and is a predicted model, not a curated record. Gene Ontology annotation, biological process: pyrimidine nucleotide import into mitochondrion.